UUCUUUUACUUGCAGAUGUUUUUUAUGAAUUUUAAUUUAUUUGUAACUGUUUUUUAUCAUUUUAAUUUCUGUUUAACACCACGCGCAUGUUGCCUUCAGACGGACAGCGGCAGGAUGGUACAUAGAGGGUUGGUUGUUGUUGUCUUCUUCCUCACUGUGUCCCUGGGUCUUUGUCUUUCUUCACACGUUUAUGUCCUAGACGAUAAAGCAGGACUGGGGCGGGUGUUUGACGGAGUUGGAGGUCUGAGCGGCGGAGGGGCGACGUCUCGGUUACUAGUUAAUUACGCAGAGCCGUACCGCAGCCAGAUCCUAGACUUCCUGUUUAAACCAAACUUUGGAGCUUCUCUGCAAAUACUGAAGGUGGAGAUCGGAGGAGAUGCUCAGACUACUGAUGGAACAGAGCCGUCCCACAUGCACUAUGAGAAUGAUGAGAACUACUUCCGAGGCUACGAGUGGUGGCUCAUGAAAGAAGCCAGGAAGAGGAACCCCAACAUCACACUCAUAGGGUUACCCUGGGCGUUUCCUGGUUGGGUUGGCCAUGGCAAGAACUGGCCCUAUGACUUCCCAGACAUUACUGCAGCAUAUGUGGUGAACUGGAUCCUUGGUGCCAAGCAGUACCAUGAUCUGGAUAUUCAGUAUGUUGGGAUUUGGAAUGAGCGAAUCUACAACAGCAAGUACAUCAAGCUGCUGCGGUACACCCUGGAUAAAAAUGGCCUGGAGAGGGUCAGGAUCAUAGCGAGUGACAACCUGUGGGAGCCCAUUGCCCUGUCACUGCUGCUUGACCCUGAGCUGAGCAAAGCUGUAGACGUGAUAGGGGCUCAUUACCCAGGCACCAACACAGUGACGGACGCCCUCAAGACGCAGAAGAAGCUCUGGUCGUCCGAGGACUACAGCACCUUCAACGAUGAGGUCGGAGGAGGCUGCUGGGCUCGCAUCCUCAACCAGAACUACGUCAAUGGUCACAUGACUGCCACCAUCUCCUGGAACCUGGUGGCCAGCUACUAUCAGGAACUGCCGUUUGGCAGAGAUGGGCUGAUGACGGCUGAAGAGCCAUGGAGUGGCAACUACGUGGUGGAAUCUCCAAUCUGGAUCACAGCCCACACCACACAGUUCACCCAGCCAGGAUGGACCUACCUGCAGACUGUUGGACAUCUUGCACUAGGGGGAAGUUAUGUUGCACUUACUGAUGGGAAUGGAAACCUCACUGUUGUCGUGGAAACUAUGACUCGGGAUCAUUCAGUGUGCAUAAGACCUCCACUCCCUCAAUUCAACGUGACCUCCCAGAAUGCAACUUUCCAGCUGAAGGGAUCCUUUGCCAACGUCAAGGAGCUGCAAGUUUGGCGGUCACAGUUUAACUUCAAGGCAAAAAAGUCUGUCUUUUUUCAGAAGCUACCUCCUGUAAAGUUAUUAAAUGGAUCAUUCACAUUAAAUGUGGCUGAAGAUGAGGUCUACACAGUAACUACCAUUACAACCGGACGGAAAGGCAGUUACCCAAACCCACCUCCUUCAGCACGCUUCCCUAAAGUCUACAAGGAUAACUUUAAUGUUCGAAACCCACCAUUCACUGAAGCUCCAGACUUUGCUGACCAAACAGGCGUGUUUGAAUACUACAUCAACCUGACUGACCCUGGACCUCACAUCUUCACCUUGCGACAGGUUCUUACUGAGAGACCUGUCACGUGGGCGUCUGAUGCUGACCAGACCAUCAGUGUCAUAGGAGAUUAUUUGUGGCAGAACCUGACGGUUACAUGUGAUGUCUUCAUGGAGAGUAUUACUAGGGGUGUAUUCAUAGCAGCCAGAGUGGACAAAGGAGGGGAGUCAGUUCGCAACGCUAACGGAGUCUUCUUCUGGGUGUUUGCAGAUGGCACCUACAAAGUUACCAACGAUAUUGCUGGUCAGACUGUACUUGCAGAGGGUCAGUCUGGUACGCAAACAUAUGGCUGGUACACCUUAUCACUCACUGUGAAAGGCCAGUAUGCGUCAGGGCAGCUGAAUGGAUACCCACUGUGGAAGAAUGCUGUGGUUCUCACUCCAAACAAUGGCUGGGCUGCCAUUGGAACACACUCAUUUGAACUGGCUCAAUUUGAUAACUUUGUUGUGGUGGCAGAAUAAGGAUUUUACUGUCAAUUAAUGAUUUACUGUACGCUGUAAAUAUGCCGAUUCAUUGAUUAGCCUAAUAAAUGCAUUGAUUUGAUAUUUGAGUGCUAGAUUAAAAAAAAAAAUUCUCAAGAACUAAAGGAACAAGAGGGCACACAAGGUAACAAUGCACUACACCCUGACAUACUUAAUUUGUUGUUUAAGAUAGUUGUUAUUGCUCUGCAUGGAUUAAAACAUUUUUUGGGGAUAUUAAACUGAAAAUAUGCAAACCUCACUAAAAGGAAAACAAUAGUAUAUAAGUAACCAUUGAUAUAACAAUGUGUUUAAAAAUACAUAAUUUAUGCCAGGAUGCUAAGAAGGCCAGAGAUAUUCAAGGGGGUCUGAGGUACCUCAGUAGCUGCUCAUCAGCAAACAGCAACAGGCUCUGUCCACUAACAUCAUUCUAAUCAAUGUUUAUUUACUGUGGUCCUGGAGUCCUGGGGCUCAGACAAGAGGGUUGAUUUAACGUUUGUUAAUAAUGUUAUAUCCAUUUGCUAAUGAUUUAAUUUGUAAUAUACACAUUUUAUACCUUAUCUUUUUCAUGGUAUUAAAGUGGUUUGAGUUUCCUUUUCUAUUUUGUAUAUUAUAAACUAAAACCACAUAAAACAAGACAGCAUGCCCAUCUCGGGUCCACGCACAGUGACAGCAGCUGCACUGGACACUAAUGAUUUGUCAGGCUUAUGUGGUGAUAGGCUAUAUUUUAUGAACCGUGAGUGCUAUCAGAUUGAAAUGUUAUAUACAGAUUGAGAUGAAAUAUUUUUCUGAGAUCAUUAUCUCGGAAAUUCCAGAGAUAAGUUUUCAUGGAAUUUUUCUGUUUUUACUGUUUACUUGAAUCACGCUCUAAUUUGGUGUUGGUGGAAGCAACAAUGUCCCUUGUGCUUAGUUUAAUCCAGUUUUACCGUUUUGGCUUGAGACUUUGGGAGAUAAUUGUGUCUUUAAGUAAUAUAGAUGGAAUUUGUAUUAGUUUGUCGACUCAGGACACUGUGGUUGUCCAGACAGAAAGACCAAUCCGAUCUCCUGGACAUUGCGGUUUUCCUCCAGGAUCAGUCGAACCAAUAUGACAUGCUUCACAGAUACAAGAUGAUGCAUCUGAAAUGCAUUAAGGCCAGCUACGGUGACUCAAGAGAUAAUCAGGCAUUUGCUGAAAAUACUGACGGAGUGCAACUGAGACGCCGUUAUCACCGUCGACAUUUCUAUCAGAAUCCAUGUCCGAACUUUUUCUGCCACAUAGAUUCAUAUGAUGAACUCAAACCAUAUGGAAUCUGCAUCAAUGUUGUGAUAGACGGGUUUUCAAGAAUUGGUGUGGCUACAUGCAUACUCUACAAACUGCAGUAAAGUGAGCCGUCGUGUGAAGCCAGAUUUGUUUUAAAAAUUUUUUGUCUACUUGUGGCUUUACAGUAAAACAGCAUGGCUGGUUGGAAUGGCCAAUAAUUACGAAAAACACAACUAUAUUUAAGUUAAAGUCUCAUUUGAUAACAAUUGUUUUAUCUUCAUGGCGUAUCUGCUCAUGUCAUUUAUGUAUUUUUCCUGCAAAUUAAAGGGCAAGUCUGAAAAUGGCCCAAUGCAUACAUACUGUAACCAUAUUUGGAAGCUGACUAAAAAAAUUCCAUGAG
Limanda limanda (common dab) is the source of this 3749-nucleotide messenger RNA. It is a transcript of the gene galcb, whose product is annotated as galactosylceramidase b. Gene Ontology annotation, molecular function: galactosylceramidase activity. The transcript has 18 exons. NCBI's taxonomy places the organism in Eukaryota, Metazoa, Chordata, Actinopteri, Pleuronectiformes, Pleuronectidae. Gene Ontology annotation, cellular component: lysosome. The record is from RefSeq and is a predicted model, not a curated record. Bases 16 to 2112 code for a protein of 698 amino acids. Gene Ontology annotation, biological process: galactosylceramide catabolic process.